AUGCGCUGGACGAGGGCAAUCCAGAUCUUCAUUAUACCCCUUAUUCACGGUGUCCGGUUCUGGCUUUCCAGGAUCAUUCAAGUCAACAGCUACUUUGACACUUGCAUGAAUCGUGAUAAUCGCAUUCUGAGUUCUUCCGGAGGUAGACCCCAAGGGGGCUCCGGCAUUGAAAAAAAAGACCUGGGGCACACAUCCAAAUAUGGUAAUGCUACGUCAUCCUGCGGCCUUCCCUCUUCCUCGUGCAGACCCAGUUUCGAGGUUCCUGCUCAAGUGAUAUGCACUGCAGGUGGUACUGAUAAUAAAAUGCAUGAUUAUGUACUUAGAUACAGCCAAAGCUACUGGUAUUUGAACUCUACAGCACUGAAUAACAUGCCUGGAGGUCCAGCUGGGUCCUGGUUCCAGUCUGGCAUUCUAUUGCCAGAGCCCCCUUGGUAG
This is a messenger RNA of Laccaria bicolor S238N-H82, 435 nucleotides long. RefSeq lists its product as uncharacterized. NCBI's taxonomy places the organism in Eukaryota, Fungi, Basidiomycota, Agaricomycetes, Agaricales, Hydnangiaceae. The transcript is spliced from 4 exons. The coding region runs from base 1 to 435 and encodes 144 amino acids. The record is from RefSeq and is a predicted model, not a curated record.